Molecule: messenger RNA, 1491 nt
Organism: Penicillium alfredii
Lineage: Eukaryota; Fungi; Ascomycota; Eurotiomycetes; Eurotiales; Aspergillaceae
Product: NAD-dependent succinate-semialdehyde dehydrogenase
Exons: 2
Coding region: 1-1491 (496 amino acids)
Molecular function (GO): succinate-semialdehyde dehydrogenase (NAD+) activity
Source: RefSeq, a predicted model, not a curated record
AUGGCAGCAUCUUUUACAUCUUUACUAAAAGACCCCGGUCUUUUCGUCGACAAAUCCUACAUUGACGGCGAAUGGGUGGUAUCUGAGUCGUCAAAAACGUUCCAAGUCCAAAACCCAGCUUCAGAAAAGGUCAUCGGGACAUGCCCUGAAUCAACAACAGCCGACCUCAACAACGCGAUCCAAGCCGCAUCCAAGGCCUUCCCCGCAUGGCGCGCUCUGUCGGGCCGACAACGGGGACGGAUCCUUCGACGAAUCUUCGCGUUGCUAGUCGAAAACAAAGGAGAUAUUGGCAAGAUCAUCACCACAGAGAAUGGCAAGGCCAAAGCCGAUGCCGAGGGCGAAGUCCUCUUUGCAGCCAGUUUCUUUGAGUGGUUCAGCGAAGAGGCUGCCCGGAUCUACGGGGAUAUUGUCCCACAUAGCAAUGCAAGCAGCAGAACACAAAUCAUCAAGGAGCCUGUGGGUGUCUGUGGGUUGAUUACACCAUGGAAUUUCCCGAUCGCAAUGGGCGCUCGCAAGAUUGCGGCGGCUCUUGCGGCGGGAUGUACAGUGGUUCUCAAAUCGGAUGGAUUGACACCGUUUUCCUCGAAUGCUCUUGCGGUGCUGUGUCAACGCGCUGGUGUACCAAAGGGCGUCUUGAAUAUCGUGACAGCCUUGGAGAACACCCCGCAGCUCGGCCUGGCCCUCUGCGAGUCGGAUAUGGUCAAGAAGAUAUCCUUCACUGGUUCCACUCGCGUGGGGAAGAUCUUGAUGCGGCAGUCAAGCGGAACGCUGAAGAAGCUCAGUCUUGAGCUGGGCGGCAAUGCUCCUUUUAUUGUUUUCGAUGACGCGGACCUCGAAGUCGCCGUCGCCAGCGCACUCGCCAGCAAAUUCAAAGUUACGGGCCAGACCUGCGUGUGCGCCAACCGGAUAUUUGUCCAGGAAGGCAUCUACGACCGAUUCAGUCGUAGGCUGGUUGAAGAAGCCCGGAAAUUCCGCGUAGGUGACGGGAGCGAUGAGUCCGUCACUCACGGGCCUCUGACCAACGGCGUGGCAAAGGUCGAGCAGCAUAUCAAAGAUGCAGUCAGCAAAAGUGCAAAUGUACUGCUGGGUGGAAAGCAGCUGGCAUCUCUGGGCAAGAAUUUCCACGAGCUCACUAUCCUUGGCGAUGUUGACGACACGAUGCUGGUGACACGCGAGGAGACAUUCGGUCCUAUUGCUGCAUUGAGCAAGUUCCGAACUGAGGACGAGGUUAUCGGCCGAGCAAACGACUGUGAGGUUGGCCUGGCCUCCUACAUUAUGACGACGGACCUUGCCCGCUCGCAUCGUGUAUCGCAGAGAUUGGAGACUGGGAUGGUGGCGAUCAACACGGGGGUAAUUUCAGAUGCUGCAGCGCCAUUUGGAGGCGUCAAACAUUCUGGAAUGGGCCGCGAAGGUAGUAAAUAUGGUGUUGAUGACUACAUGACCCUCAAGACGAUCGUUACGGGGGGUAUAGAUGUGUGGUCACGGUUGUAA